Molecule: messenger RNA, 1282 nt
Organism: Pararge aegeria (speckled wood butterfly)
Lineage: Eukaryota; Metazoa; Arthropoda; Insecta; Lepidoptera; Nymphalidae
Product: cytoplasmic dynein 2 heavy chain 1-like
Exons: 5
Coding region: 1-522 (173 amino acids)
Source: RefSeq, a predicted model, not a curated record
AUGACAUUGGACGAACUUUGCCCUUGUGCCCGAGCCGCAGUAGAACGGAUUCGUGAACACAAAUCCAACGAUGACUAUUUUCCAACAGAAGUGGAUCUCCGCUCGUUCGUACGUCCCCAACGGGUUCUGUGUGCCGCACGUGCCCGCUCGGCCGCAAAACGCACUUGUUCCGUGGACGCACUCGCUCUCACUGCUAAGUGGGAUCAUUCUCCUGAGAGUAAUAGCGACGGAAUUAUACUGCGCGGACUAAUGCUGAGCGGUGGAUCGUGGGUCGCGGGUUCUGUGCACGCUGCGGCACCCGCUGCGCCCCCGCACGAGUCCGCACCACCGCUGUUGCUGCGAUAUGUACCGCAGGACACGCAGUCGGCUCCCUACAGCGAGAACGCCUUCGAAGUGCCGAUAUACAGCAGUGUGUCGCGCGAUGAGGAGCUUGUUCGCGUGCGAACGCCGCUGCACGCACAGUUCGCACCGCGAACCGCUCUGCUGCACGCACUCGCACUCUUUGUUGCGCCGUGCGAUUGAUUUCUCGUUAACCAUUUGGCACCCCGCACACACAAUACUAUUGACAAUAAUCCGAAUAUAUUUUUCAACAUAUUCAAUUCUUUAAUAACUAGGCAAUAUACUGCAUAUUGACAAUAAUAUUGCCUGCGUGCGGGGCGCAUUGAAUAAUAUUGAUUGUAUGCGGGCAACCUAAUAAAGAAUUAAAGGACAUAUUGAUAAAAAAUAUUGUCAAUAUUUAAAGUGACAAUAACGUUGUCUAUGUGUGGGUUGCCUAAGGCCGGCCAUACACGGACUGCUCGAGCUGUUAGCCAGUGACCAACAUACACAGACCGCUCUUGCAAUCAUAGUCAACUGCUAGAAGCUGCCAUUUAUAACUGCUGGAGCAGUUGGUGUCAACUGGAGAAAGAAGCACUACUUCUGCUACUUUUGUUCAAACGACGACAGCGGAAUAUUUGACUAUACUUUUUUUUUGAGCUAAGACGUAGUGAAGUUUUUGAUAAGUUUAGAAUGUCAAUCCCAUUUUAUGAAGAAUUGUAUAGUACAUUAGUACUCAAUGAAAACAUUAAACAAAGAAAAGUCUAGUCUAGUCUAGUCUAGUCUCUAGCGUAUAAUAAGAUAAUAAAGGUUUGAGAAAAUAAAAAACGUUAAUUAAUUUAAAUAUUUUUUUUAUUAAUUAAUUGUAAAAAUAUUCCUUUCCCAAGGUAUUUAAUAUAUCUUUAGUGAGCUGUGACUAGAGAGAUCGGUCUUGCUCAUAACUUAUCUACAAUUUCGCUAAAGGAAG